Molecule: messenger RNA, 7704 nt
Organism: Rhineura floridana
Lineage: Eukaryota; Metazoa; Chordata; Lepidosauria; Squamata; Rhineuridae
Gene: RESF1
Product: retroelement silencing factor 1
Exons: 6
Coding region: 980-6631 (1883 amino acids)
Cellular component (GO): nucleus
Molecular function (GO): histone methyltransferase binding
Source: RefSeq, a predicted model, not a curated record
UCGUUUAUCGCUUUGAACCGUUUGUGGGUUUUUUUGCGGGCUGUUCCUUGUAAAUAAAACAAUCACGACAAAAGCAGCAAGGAGCACCGAGACAACAGUUUUUAUGAUAUGUAGCGGGAAGGGAUGAACCCAAAAAGCAAACCACGGCGAUGCCUACACCGCAGGUUCCUCGGUUUUCCUUCCUUGGGGAGGUGAAGUUCUUCCCUCCGCCUCUUCGUGGGCGGUUCCAGGUGGACUGGGGCGGGGGAGGAGUGCAAAUUUCUGCUCAGUCCUCCUCGCGCAAAACAGAGGUUUGAUAGCAGGUUUUCAGAAAGGGAAGGGUGAGGGAGACAUCUUUAAAGAAGCUUGCUCCAGAGCUUCUCUUGCUUCACCGACAGAACCGCCUCUUCGCCGGUCUCGUUCUAGACUCCCACCAGGUUUGCCUGGCAGACGUUAAAAGUCGACAAGGAGGAGGAUUAACUGCUUGUAAAAACCGACACUUUGGAGUUUUGUUUUGUUUUAAAGUCUUUCCUUCCCUCCAAAGGAGGGGAGGGAAGAGUCCUGGCUCGCUUCCGUUGUUUCCUGGAGAGUCGGCGCCUUGAGGCGACUGCCGUUGCCUCUCCUUCCUUCAACCCGGCGGGGAAUCUCGUGUCUUGUGAGCUGAAUGGGCAGCGCGGGGGCUGGCGGAGACCGAUAAAAUGUACUGAGCUCUUCUGCACACAGUUGAGGAGAAAGGCGCGUUUAGGGACAUCGCAAAGCUGUGCCAGGAGGACCUUGCCGGCCCUGUGCCUUGCGAGCCGGCUCCCCAGGCCCGCCAACCCAGAGGACCGCUGGCGCCCAGUAGAAGGAGACGAAGUGAAAUGACUGAGAUUUAUUUCUGAAUAGGAUAAAUGGGCCCUCCAAAUUUUGCUAUGUGACACUGAUAACACUGAAGAUUAACGAGAUUGGUUAAAGUCUAAAUUAACAAAUUAUUACUGAAAACAAAAGAACUGUUGGCACAAUGGACUGGAACACAAGACUACCCCCAAUAUCCAGCUUCCAGACACAGAACUUUCAAAUUCAGGGACCAUAUCUGUCACAGCAAUUUACUGCUGCAGGUUCUCAGGAAAAUGCAUCCAUUCAGAAUCCUUGUACUUACCCUGGAAAUGAUAAAAUCAUGCAGCAACAAUCUGGAACAAAGAACAUCCUUGCAAAUAGACAGUCUUUUCAAAAGGCUAUUCUUCCUAAAACAUCAGUACAUAACACGAGUGUUGGGUCAACCCAGCAUUUACUUAGCAUACCUCCCAUUUCACAUGGAGUACUUUCUGCUGUCGCUGUCCAUGUGGCAUCUGGCAUGACUCAGAAUUCAGUUUUGACAAAGAAUGUGCAUAUUUCUUCCCCUGUAACAUUACGGGGUAAUACUGUAAAUCCUAUGCAAAAUACACCUAAAAAAACAGUUAAUCCGAUUACGGCCUUGGAAAGCUACAGUAAUCAGGCUUUACAGAAUUGUUCUAAUUCUAUGACAACUUCAGUAUAUCAGCACAAUAGUAAAAAUGAUCUAUCUCCAAAAAGACGGCAAACACUGAUGCCCUACUAUCAUGUGAAUGCAUCUGCUGCCUCCCAAGCAGGGCCAUCAGUGCCUCUUAAGCAGCCAUUAAAUCAAUACUUAAAUUCUCAGCAGAACUUUUCAUGCCUGGUUUUCCCUUUAGGACAAAAUACUCAAAGCCAAACAAAUGGCCCAAGUUCAAGCCUGACAGUAGCUACGCAAUCACAACACUAUACUUCUGAUAAAGUAAAUCCUAUACAAUAUGCAGUACCUAAUCAUUAUGACUCUAGAAAUGCAGCCCAGAUCUUUCCUCAAGAUAUAACCCCCCCACCAUAUCCAGUAACUCCUGUACAAAGAAGCCAUGGACAGUUUGUACUGCCACAAACAAUUACAAAUAUAUCACAUGAAAAUGUUCAAAAUCAUCACAGUCCUAUGUCAGAUCAAAGUUAUAAUUCAUAUUCUGCACAGCAUGGUCAGAAACAUCAAUCUGUACCACUCAUUAGAGAAACAAAUGAAGGAGGCAAGGCUGAAUAUAGUGUAAGUGGACAUAGGGGUGAAAACCAGCUUUCUAAUGAAUUGGCCAAGUCAUCAGUUAAAGUUGGAAAGAGCCUUUGUAACAGUGUUCAAACAGAUGCAGCUGUUUCUGCUAAUGAAUCUUUAACACUGCAAACAGGUAGAACCUUGGAAAAAGAAAAUCUAGCUAAUGGUUCAGGAAUUUUUCCUGAGAACUUGAAGGAUAAAGUAACAGCAGAGAGUCUAGCUCUAGAUGCAAAACAACUGCUUGAAAUGAAAAAGAUGCUAUUAAAACUUAAAGUAGACUAUAAGAAAAGAUACAAUAUAUAUAUAUCUUCAAUACAGAACAAGCAGACAACUGACACUUUUGUUCACAAUCAAAAUCCUAACAUCUCACUUCCUCCUUUUAAUACCAAUCAGAAUCCAUCUUUGUCACUGCCACAGGAUGCCGGUCAACCAAUUUUACAUGAUACCACUCAGAAUCAGUCAAUUUCACCUGUAUCCUGCAGUUCUUAUCAAGUCAAAGAUGUCACCUUAUCACCCCUGAGAGCCAAUAAGCACUUGCUUCCAAUUCUAAAGAAUAUGCUUGAAGGCACUAUUGAUGAAGAUAUGUUAUAUAAUACUUGCACUGAAAAAGCAGAGAUGCAUCAAAAUAGACAUUUGGCUGUCAAAGAGAAUUCAUCUAGUGCUCCCUUGCCUUCCAUUCGUGAUGCAUCUGAAAAUCCUCUGAAUAAUAUUACUGGACCUUCUAGGCUGAGCUCCACAACUUCUAUAAUUGAUUCAACUCAAGAGCCUUUGAUAUGCACAAACAAUGGUCUAGGCUAUGAACAAAAUUCUAGAUCUGCCAACAAUCCGUUGGAGAAAAUAUCAACAGAAUCUGGGGCGUUGUUUCAUCAUUUUAAAUUAAAACGAAAUAAGGGGACAGUAGAAAGUGUUGGCCAGAAUUUUGAUGGCAGUCUUCAGAGUUCAGUUCAGAACCCAGCUGCCUUAAAUGGAUCAUUCCUGUCAAGGAAAGAAGUAGUAAAAGAGUUCAGUGAACAGUCCCAGUGUUCUGCAUCUGCAUACCCUGGGUUGAUUCAGCAGACAAAUACCUGUCUUCAAAAACCUGAAGGAAACAUAACUGGGAGCAGUGAAAAUGGCUCCGAUUCAUGUAGUUCAGCCUUUUUACCUGAAACAGCUGUACAAGAAGCAGGCAUAAUCCAAAAGCCUUCAAUUGCUAGAACUUGUUCUUGGGAGGAGCUAAAAACAAGUCUUGCUUUGUGGCGUAAGAAACUUCCAGCAUCUUUUAUUGGACAGUUAAGUAAAAGUACAGAAUCGGCUAUGGGUUUGUCCUCAUCAGGUAAUGGAGUAGAUGGCAAAACAACACAACAAACCAUGGAAAACCUCCCCAGUACAUUAAUUCAGAAUGACCAAAUUAAAAUUGAAUCAAAUGAAACAACUUUGUCUCCUGCACCUUCCUUCUUGGAAAAAAGGCAUGAUGCCAUAAGUUCCAAUUUGUUAAAGAGUUCUGAGCCCCAAGUAGCCAUCGUUACUCCCUUAAUAAUGACAAAAGAGAAUAAUAAAGAUGAAGUGCAGAAAAAGAGUCCAUCUCUGUUGGAAAUAAUGUAUCCAAUUAUUGAAGAAGGCAGUGUUUAUAGUUUACAAGAACAUAUUUCUGUAGUACCAGAUGCUGAUGAAGGGGGAGGAGUGACCGUUCGUUCACCAUCAGACACUGGUAUUACUGUUAAGAAAGUAGAUUCAGAUAUGCACCGGAAAGUUACCACAUCCAAGGAGGAAAGCAUGACAGUGAAAGCUGAAAUGAAUGCGGAUUGCUUAAGGUCAGUUCCUCAGAAAGAGGUAGAAUCUCAUAAAAGGGGUUUGGAUUUGCUAGAACCAGGAGAUACUGCUGCAGCUGUGCCGAAUGACACUGUGUUAGAGAUAUCCAGUGUGUGUACUCUUGUACAAGGUGAUGCAUUUUAUAAUUCACAAAUAGCUAGUAUCUUUAAUACUAGUCCUUUGAAAUCUAGUAUGAAAAAUGACACUUCUUCAGAAGAACAUAUGCCAUAUCAUCAACAUAAGGAGCAAGAAUCUGGCCUUUUGAAAAGGGAAUGUGAAAUAAACAUGGGUGCUUCAGCUGUUUCCUUGCCAUCAGAAGACAGUUUAUCAAAUGCAACCACAGAAAAGCUGCUAGAAGAUUUGUCAAGUUUAGGGAUGCCUCAGAGUGGGAAGAGUUCAGAUAAGAUAAAAGUAAGUGCUUCUGAGGAAGCAAAAAGCAAUCACAUGUGUGAAGGUACUUCUCUUUCAGGAGAGAAACGUUCGCAAAAUGUGUCUUAUGUUGGUAUUCACAGUGCAGACUUGGCCAGUGAUAUCGAGGCACUACCUAUAAAUAAGGAAAACCUAUUCAGGAGUAGUAUCACACAUGAAGCAUGCACUAUUAAAAAAGACAGUGUCCCAGGGUAUAUACCAACUGAAGAGAUUCAAGCAUAUUCUGGAAACAACGUUGAAGCUCCUGUAAUAUCACUAAACAAUCAACUGACUGAACUCUCAGAAGAAUUUCCUUAUGGAAUAGGUGAUUCAAAGGGUUUUAAAAAAGCAGAAAGUAAUGAUUCUAUGACUAAACCGAAUAGGAAAGAAGAUGAAGAAAAUACUCAGAUUUGUGAGGAAACUCCCACACAAAUUAAAAUUGAGAUAUUAAAUUCUCAACAGAUGAAAGAAAUGUUUCCUGGGCAUAGUCAGUCAUCCUCUAACAUACCAAAAAACUGUGAAGAUGACCUGCUUAUAUCAGAUAUUAAAGAUAACUUGAGAGAAGAGAAGAGAAACCAUUCUCAAACAGAUCAGGCUGUACAUUAUGACAGCAGAAACACCACAGCAGAAACAGACGGAAAGCAUACAUACUGCUGUUUACGUGGCUGGCUAGCUUCAGGAUAUGAAAUGAAGCCUUGUUUAUGCACACUGCCUGAAGACAUUGCCUCAGAGCAGAAAGUGGGUGUUUGUUCACAGUCUGAAAGUAUAUUUAAAGACUGGGUAAAGGCCAGUGGAAAUGAUAAGGCUGACUGUAGACCAAAUGAUCAACUAAAAACUUCUACAUUACAUCCAGUUAGCAACAGUGUACUUUUAGAAGAUCAAAGCAACAAAAUACUGAAUAAAACCUUUGGUCGUACAAAAACUGAUCAAGUAAACAAAUGUAAGCCAUCUAAAAUAGAUCCAGAAAUUGUUCCACUUCCACUUUUAGAAAAAAUAGACUCUCAAAAACCGAAAAGAACUAACAAGCAGGCGAUGGAAGAGUUGUCCCUGCAUGCAGCUUCUCAUACUUUGAAGUCAGAAACAGUUGAAAUUAAAAUACAUUACCAGUCAUGUGGAAGAGAGAAUUUCUCUGCAGAGCAAGCACAGUGCAAUUCAAGUAUCAAAGACUUAAACGUGCUGGCUGCUAGAACUCUCUCUAGGACAGACUCCUGUAUCAAACAGAGAACUCUGAGAGAGAGACUUGUUGCAAAAUCAAAGGCAGAUUCUCGAAAGAGAAGAAUAGAAAUAAAACACAGUGCAUGCUAUGAAAGAUAUAAAAUUAAACGGGACUCCAGUGAAACACAUAUGAUUAAGGGCCCUACAUUGAAUAAGGGUCUGACGAGAAAAAUGGCAGUGGAAAGAAAGCACAAAACUUUGGGAAUCCAGCAUAGUGAUGCCAUAAACCCCUCAGAUUUAAGCAGUGUUAAAAUUAACUCUCAGCAUAAAUCUAUCCAGCAUUCACAAGAACAUUUAAACAGAAAGUGGAAAAAAAUAGAUUUUGAGAAAAAUUAUGGAUACAAGUCAGUAGUAAAAAAUAAUGAACCAAGUCAUUCUGAGCAUACUCAACACAAUAAAGAAAGUAGUAAAAGGAUAAAUUUGGGAGUAAACCUGGAGAAAUAUGCCUAUUCAAAAGAAAAGAAAAAUGCAGGGCAGUGCAGAAGUUCUCAUUUAGAAACCCCACAAAAACCCAGGGGGCAUGCUUCUAAUAUACUUAAAACUCCAUCUCCAGGCAAAGGAGCUGUACUAGAUACUCAUAAAAGAGACAAGUGGCCCGAGAGAUCUCUUUCUGAUAAAAAAACAUGUUUUCACAGAAGAGCUGGUAAACUGUCAAUUUCUCUUCAAAGGGAACAAAAGAAAAACUAUUUGAACAGAGUUGCAUUCAAAAGGACUACACAGAAAAUUAUUUGUUUGACGAACCUAGAAUCAAAUUCAUGGCAUGUGAAAUCAAGUAGUAUUUCAGCAUUGUCUGAAGACCAACAAAACGGUAGCCUGCCCUCUCAGCAACCGGAAGUGGAAAAACGACAAAUGCUUGAGUUCAAAAUGUGCCCAGAGAUACUGUUUGGGAAAUCAGUCUCAGAAGAACCAAUUUCAGAUGCAAAGAAGCUUCCCGAAAACGAUAGAACCCCUAUCACAGCUGUCAAAAGUAAAAGAGAAGACUGGUUAAAUUACAGUUCUGUAAAGAGAAGAAAAACUGAAGACAAUGAAGCUCCAGUUAAUGAUGACAUUCCGCUUGCUGCUGCGAUAAAAUUAUUGGAUGAACCUGUGAAGGAUUCCAAUGCCACAUUUCAGACCUACAGGAAAAUGCAUCUGGAAAAAAAAAGCCGAAGUCUGGAUAGCACUCCUUUAAACUAAAUGUCAUAAAUAUGAACAAUAUUGUAUUUCAUGGAUUUGGCCAUACAAUGAAAUGUGACUGAAAGAUAUGGGCACUAUAGAGCUCAAUUCUUGAACAUUAUGGUCUGUGUUGGGUUUAGGAAAACAUUCAAAAUUGGUUUUCCCAAAAAGUUUACAAGUAAUUUAACACCUGAAUAUGACACAUUUUUGCAGUUAAUAGUCCUCCAUAUCCUGUCUAAUGUAUGACAGCACUGCUAGUGCAGAAAGAAGCCAAUGGUUUUCAACUCUUUUUACCUAGGCAUUUUAAAGAGACAGAGUAGUUUUGUUUUUAACUUGGGGACAUAGUCAAAAUGUGAACAAAAGCAGGUAAGCCUUGAGUUGUGUGUCAGGGAGCACUGCAAACUAUGUAUGCUGCUAUCCAGUUUAGCUGGAACAUUAGAAACAUACCAGAAAGUUACAUAUUUACUUCAUUUGUGAUUUCUCUUAUUUGUGUUUGUUGCUUUUGGGAUGUGAAUUUUUCUUCCAGUUAAAAGGCAGAAAGGCUAUUAGUAGAUAUCACCACUUGGAUUGAAAUAGCAUUGUAUUUGAAAACCCAGUUUGCAUUUUGAGCAAAACUUUCUGACGGUGAAGAUUCCAUUUGGAUUCAUCAGCCAGUUAACGUAUACAUAUCCCUCUGUAAGCUAUAUUAGCUAAGGGUUGUAUCCAACAGUGUCACUCAGCUGACUUUAAAGCUUCCAUCAACAGUGAUUAUCCCUCCUCUUUCAUCCCCUUUGUCUUCCUAAAUCUACUCUGGAGGUUCCCAUGCUCUUUAAGUGGAAAUGGAAAUAGCUGUAAAUUAUUUACUUUCCUAUUGCACUGAUGAAAACCUUAUUGUGAUUACUGUUGAAUACAACCCAGUAUAAUUCCAAAUUACAUGCCUUAGGGAACUACUCCAAUGUUGAAUGUUCAUUUUUAAGUGCCUUCUGUAUUAUUUGAUAUAUUUGAUGAUAUUUUGUAACAUUCUGUCAUUUAUAGAUUGGGUUUUUUAAUGUUUUGUUUAAUGUUUAUACUCAGUGGUAUUCUUAAUGGAAUUAAAAGCAUACAUAUUUUGGCAA